This is a messenger RNA of Homo sapiens (human), 5135 nucleotides long. RefSeq names its product intraflagellar transport 38 (gene IFT38). The record is from RefSeq and is a predicted model, not a curated record. Bases 1093 to 2358 code for a protein of 421 amino acids. Gene Ontology annotation, cellular component: centrosome; nucleus; intraciliary transport particle B. Gene Ontology annotation, biological process: cilium assembly. The transcript has 13 exons. NCBI's taxonomy places the organism in Eukaryota, Metazoa, Chordata, Mammalia, Primates, Hominidae.
GCUGGGCCUGUGAUCGCUGAGGGGCGAGCAGUUGCGACCCUGGGCUCCUGGGGACCUGAGCGUUAUGUCUUUCCGCGACCUCCGCAGUAAGGCAGCCCCGCGCCCCUGUGACCUGCGGGUCUUCCAGAGAUUCAGGGCUCCCGCCCGCCGGGUCCCCUGUGUAGGCGAUCCCUGAGGCUUGCGCUGCCGGAGGCUCCUUUCGGGCCUCUGCGCCUCAGGGACCGCCUGACCCGCGGCUGCAACCCGGCCGAGCGUCCCAGGCCCUUCUUCGGCCAUUUCUAGCGAGGAUGGAAAGUUCUCUAUCUGCCACUGGCCGCGUGUGGCUCAGAACGCUUGAAAUGUGGCUAGUGCAGAUGAAUAACUGAAUUUUUAAGUGUAAUUUAUUUCUGUUUGUGUAGCUGCAUGCCGCUCUUCGCUACCGUAUUGGAAAAUGCAUGGAGAGUUUAGAGACUAUUUUUUGAGUUGGGUUAGCUUAGCGCUUAGAAAACCGAACAGCAGGCCGGGCGCGGUGGCUCACGCCCGUAAGCCCAACACUUUGGGAGGCCGAGGCGGGCGAAUCACCUGAGGUCGGGAGUUCGAGACCAGCCUGACCAACAUGGAGAAACCCCGUCUCUACUAAAAUUACAAAAUUAGCCGGGGGUGGUGGCGGGCGCCUGUAAUCCCAGCUACUCGGGAGUCUGAAGCAGGAGAAUCGCUUUGGAGGUUGCGGUGAGCCGAGAUCGGGCCAUUGCACUCCAGCCUAGGCAACAAGAGCGAAACAACAUCUCAAAAAACAAAAAACAAACCAAAAAAAAAACAACCAGCAACGAAACCGAGGAGAGGAGGCUGGGUGAUAAUCAUUGCGGCUAACAUUUUUUGAGUUUUAACGAUCUGCCAGGGCCCGCUCUGUGUUAUGCGCAUUUCAUUUUAAUCAUCUGAACAACUCUGUGCCCCCUGUAUUUGGUAGUGAGGAAACGGGCACAGAGAGGUCAGGUAACUUGGGCAGGUGAUACAGGCGGUAGGAGGUGGCACUGGGGCUUGAAUUCAGGUUGCCUGAACUCCAGACAUCCUGAACUCCAUCUGCAUCCUUUCUGCAGGGCUGAUUUCACAGAGAUGAUGAGAGCCCUGGGAUACCCUCGACAUAUUUCUAUGGAAAAUUUCCGUACACCCAAUUUUGGACUUGUAUCUGAAGUGCUUCUCUGGCUUGUGAAAAGAUAUGAGCCCCAGACUGACAUCCCGCCUGACGUGGAUACUGAACAGGACCGAGUUUUCUUCAUUAAGGCAAUUGCCCAGUUCAUGGCCACCAAGGCACAUAUAAAACUCAACACUAAGAAGCUUUAUCAAGCAGAUGGGUAUGCGGUAAAAGAGCUGCUGAAGAUCACAUCUGUCCUUUAUAAUGCUAUGAAGACCAAGGGGAUGGAGGGCUCUGAAAUAGUAGAGGAAGAUGUCAACAAGUUCAAGUUUGAUCUUGGCUCAAAGAUUGCAGAUUUGAAGGCAGCCAGGCAGCUUGCGUCUGAAAUCACCUCCAAAGGAGCAUCUCUGUAUGACUUGCUCGGCAUGGAAGUAGAGUUGAGGGAAAUGAGAACAGAAGCCAUUGCCAGACCUCUGGAAAUAAACGAGACUGAAAAAGUGAUGAGAAUUGCAAUAAAAGAGAUUUUGACACAGGUUCAGAAGACUAAAGACCUGCUCAAUAAUGUGGCCUCUGAUGAAGCUAAUUUAGAAGCCAAAAUCGAAAAGAGAAAAUUAGAACUGGAAAGAAAUCGGAAGCGACUAGAGACUCUGCAGAGUGUCAGGCCAUGUUUUAUGGAUGAGUAUGAGAAGACUGAGGAAGAAUUACAAAAGCAGUAUGACACUUAUCUGGAGAAAUUUCAAAAUCUGACUUAUCUGGAACAACAGCUUGAAGACCAUCAUAGGAUGGAGCAAGAAAGGUUUGAGGAAGCUAAAAACACUCUCUGCCUGAUACAGAACAAGCUCAAGGAGGAAGAGAAGCGCCUGCUCAAGAGUGGAAGUAACGAUGACUCGGACAUAGACAUCCAGGAGGACGAUGAAUCCGACAGUGAGUUGGAAGAAAGGCGGCUGCCCAAGCCACAGACAGCCAUGGAGAUGCUCAUGCAAGGAAGACCUGGCAAACGCAUUGUGGGCACGAUGCAAGGUGGAGACUCCGAUGACAAUAUGGAAGCAGCACCAGCUCUCUUAGGUAAAUGCAAGACUUCCAGCUCCAAGAAGCAGGAGGACUCGGAGGAGAGUGAAAUUGACAUGGAAGAUGAUGAUGACGAGGAUGACGAUUUGGAAGACGAGAGCAUUUCUCUCUCACCAACCAAGCCCAAUCGAAGGGUCCGGAAAUCUGAACCCCUGGAUGAGAGUGACAAUGACUUCUGACCCUUUUGCCAAGGGACCCUGGCAGAUUAAAACCCUCAGACUUGUAGGUAAAUGGGAACUUAGAAGGUUAGGAAGGUAACCCCUGUUUUGUUUACUAAGCUGGCUGGACUCAUGAUCACUGAAGCAAUACUUAUUUCUGCUUUAGCCUCCUAUGUUUGCAUUCCAUGAAGCUUAAAUAAGAAUUGAAGCAAAUCCCUAAGAUUUAUUUUUUUCCACCUUAUUUAUCUUCUAAAACUUGAGGAAUGCAUGUGUUCUUAGUGAUUCACAUCCACGGGACAAAAACUCAAGAAGAAAUAAGAGCUGACGCCACACAAGUCUUGGCUGCUUUUGUUACUAUACAUUUUCUCUGAGACUCCAGCAGAGUUGGGGCUGGAACUUGGCACUGGGGACUCAUGUUUGGAAUCGUAGGGGAACAUCUGGCUGUUAAUCACUUGCACAGUUGAGAACAUUUCCUAUACAUCGGCUUUUAAUUCUAGCUCUUAUUUCAUUUUGUAAUCUUAUUUUCUUUCGUCUGCAUGUUCACAAUACCAAGCAUUAAAUGUAUUUUAAUAACUAAACUUUUCUGAAAGAAGGUUAGCUAAAGUUAAAUGAAAACUUGGUUUCUUUGAAAAUCAGGCAAUAGAGACAGGCUCCAGAUGAGGAAUCCUCCAUUUUCUGUCCGAAGCUGACAUUCCUCUGGCAGUCCAGUUCACCUUGGAUUACAGCCACCUUCAUGUUUCCACGGUUGGUACUAAAUCUGGAAACUCUGGUGACCUGGGCUGCCCUCUCAGAAACUCCAGACUCCCAUGGCAAUGACAGCCGGGACACUUUUCUUCCCUCCAGCCAGGGUUUCUCUAAAGGAGCUUUGUUUUGUCUAAAGUGUGGCAAGACAUAGUGCACAACACAGGGACAAAGGCAGGUUUCCUGCAGCUCGCUACCUAAGUGUUUCUGUAGGGGAAGGAGCCAAUUAAGAAAAAGUGUUGGUACAGAUUCAUGUUUCUGAUUUAAAAAAACAACAACACAGGAUUGAAUUAAGUAGAGUAAUAGCACUAGAAGAAUUUUUCUGUUGUGAAAUUAGAAGUGGAGUUGGUUUUUUUCUUUUUUCUUCUUCUUUUUUUUUAAUAUGAAAAGUACUUAGCUGGGAGUGGUGGCAAGCGCCCUUGGGUCCAGCUACUCAGGAGGCCAAGGUGGGAGGAUCACUUGAGCCCAGGAGUUUUAGACUAGCCUGGACAACUAAGUGAGACUCCAUCUCUACAAAAAAUUAAAAAAUUAGCCAGGUGUGGAGGGGCAUGCCUGUGGUCUCAGCUAUUCAGGAGGCUGAGGCAGGAGAAUCACUUGAGACCAGGAAGUUGAGGCUGCAAUGAGCCGUGAUCAUGCCACUGCACUCCAGCCUGGGUGACAGAGUGAGACCCUGUCUUUAAAAAAAAGAAAAAGAAAAGCACGCUGCUUGUAAAAAGCGUACAGUAGGUCAGGCGUGGUGGCUCAUGCCUGUAAUCCUAGCACUUUGAGAGGCUGAGGUGGGUAGAUCACCUGAGGUCAGGGGUUUGAGACCAGCCUGGCCAACAUGGCGAAACCCCACCUCUACUAAAAAUACAAAAAUUAGCCGGGCGUGGUAGCGCAUGCCUGUAACCCCAGCUACUGGGGAGGCUGAGGCAGGAGAAUCGCUUGAACCUAGGAGGCGGAGGUUGCAGUGAGCCGAGAUGGCGCCACUGCACUCCAGCCUGGGCAGCAGAGUGAGACUCCAUCUCAAAAAAAAAAAAAAAAAAAAAAGCAUACAGUAAAUAAAAAAGCACAAAACAGUUUUCACUUAUUUUACAAUUAAAAAGUCAGAAGACUUCUGAAGUUACUUAUCUUUUAAUACAUGUAUUUAACACCAUACUUCAUAUUAUUAAAUAGGUUUUACUUAAAAAUAUAAUUAUUGUAUUUGUACCUGUCAGAUAUAAAUACUUAUUCAGGAGUUCACAGGUACGAAAAGAUACACAUAAAUUUUAGGAACUUUUGAGUUAUUUCUGUCAUUUUUGCUUUUUUCUCUUUCUUUUCCUAAAUUUUAUGUAUAAGAUUACCCCUAAAAAAAAAAAAACAGCCAGUAUUCAGUGAAUUCACCAGUAAUUUGAAAUGCACCAUAUUGUAAAUGAUCCACUGACAGGGAAGCCAGCGUGUUGGAGCCAUGCCAGCCACCUCAGACACCGUGGCUCUAAGAUGCGGAAGAGUCACUGCAUCUUCUUGAAUGUUACAGAUUUGGUUUGCCUGAAUGUGACUUGACUUCUGUUUUGAAAAAACAUACGAAUAGAGUUCUAUUUUCCUUAUGUGAUGCUUUCUUCUAACACACUUUAACACAGAAGCCUAACCUAGCUACAAAGAGCCUAUCCACAGACAUAGGCAACAGCUCCAAAGGGUAUUUCAUUGUGUCACCUGCUUCUAGAUCAUCUGUUAGUUAACUGACUUUGUGCAAGGUCUCACCAUGUAUAGCACUGCCUUGCUUGAGCACGGAAGUUUCUGUCAACAGCAAGCUUUAUGUGCUCUAUCAUUUUUAUUAAAGUAUUUCAGUCAAUAGUGACCCAUUGUAGAAUGGAUGCAGGAUUCACAUGUGCAAGUGCUUUGUGACCUGGCACCAUUUGGUUUUGGCCAAGCAGCAGAGCAGACCUCAGGACCUAACGAGGAUGGUUGUGAUUAGGUCAAAUAGAAAACUAGCAGGCCAUUGCUGACAAUUUUUACUAUAUAAUUAGAGGACUUCCUAAAAUGCUUUAAAAAAAAAUGUGUAUGGAUGGAAAAUACAAAGGAAUUUUUCAAAUACUCAA